CCUUCCCCGUGUCUCACCAAGAUGUUUAUGCUUUUUCGCUUAGCAGUCAUAGCCACCACCCUGGUUGGGUUGGCCCAUGGACAGUGCAGUGUCAACAUCCGGACGCAGCUUAACGCACAGGAACCAUUGUUCCUGCGCAACAACCAGCUGUGGGCACCGUCGGGAUUCUCGUUGCAGUGGAACGCUGGCGAAUCGACCCUGAUUGCCUGUCCCGGCUCUACGAUCAGAAACACCGGUUCAGUGACCGCUACGAUCCAGUGCGUCUCAGGAAGGACGUUCAACCUGCGCGGAUCCAACGUCGACAUUUCGACCAUUUCGUGUAGGUCUCGGACGACCGGCCAGCUGCAAAACACGGGCCAAAGAUGUGGUGGUGGAGGUAGGCUGCUCAACCUGGGCUUUGAUGUGCCGAACGUUGGCUUCGUGACGUACAUCCAGUCCUGCUACAACAUGCAGACCGCUUCGGUGGUUUACACAAGCCAUUUUAUCCCCGGUGCAGCGAUCAAUCAUGCCAUCAGCGAGCCGUACCGACCAUCGUUCAAGUCGAACGGUGCGGCACCACACGUGACGCCAGCCACGUCCUACACGAUCCAUGGGCAAACCACCCGUUUAAGGCAAUUGUUGGGAUCGCUGACGCAGGCCAAACGAUUCAUCACCAGUAGAUCGUUCAUGGUCCGCGGACACUUAUCUCCCCAUGCCGACGGUAUUUUCCGCCCGUGGCAGUGGGCCACCUAUUUCUACGUCAACGUCGCUCCCCAGUGGCAGGCGGUCAAUGUUGGCAACUGGCUGCUGGUCGAGAAUGCAGCUCGUGCCGUGUCCGGUCGGUUGGCGGAGGACAUGCUUAUCUUCACCGGAACGCACGAUGUCCUGACGCUGCCUCACAUUAACGGACAGCAGGUACCGAUCACGCUGGAGGCCGGCGGUAUCCAGGCACCGAAGUGGUUUUGGAAGAUCAUCAAAUCGCCCCGCACGAACGCUGCCAUUGCGCUGAUCAGCAACAAUGAUCCAUUCCGGACGCGGAUCACGCGCGGUGAGAUGUUGUGCCAGGAUGUGUGCGCACAGUUUGGCUGGAGUAAUCGAAAUUACGGCAUCUUUGCACGCGGCUUCACCUACUGCUGCACCGUGGCCGAUCUUCGCCGUGCCAUUCCGGUCAUUCCAGCGGAAGCCAGUGCUGCUAAUGUGCUUCGGUUCUAA
This is a messenger RNA of Anopheles aquasalis, 1191 nucleotides long. RefSeq lists its product as uncharacterized. Gene Ontology annotation, cellular component: mitochondrial inner membrane; nucleus. The record is from RefSeq and is a predicted model, not a curated record. Gene Ontology annotation, biological process: apoptotic DNA fragmentation. Gene Ontology annotation, molecular function: metal ion binding; single-stranded DNA endonuclease activity; RNA endonuclease activity. NCBI's taxonomy places the organism in Eukaryota, Metazoa, Arthropoda, Insecta, Diptera, Culicidae.